AUGGAGCCGGACCUAGUCCUUGCGUCAGGGAAAUUAUCCACGAAAUAUCACAUAUCCACGGCUACUUUUGGCAUCGUAGCCACUCCCACCUUGAUAGCCAACGUAUUGCUCUUGUUCAUCGUGUUUCGCAGCACAAACUUCCGUGACCUUAGUACCAUGUUAGUGGCUUUUGURAGCAUCGCUGACGUCAUGUAUAUCGUAUACAUGUGUGUUUACAUUGCCAUUCAAUAUUCCCUUGAUGACAUAUCAGACAUAGCGGCCACGAUAGUUAUAACACUGCAAAGCAUACUGCGCAUGUCACCAACAAUUAUUUUCAUAAUUGUGGCUUAUAAUUGGUACAUCGCGAAGUUCAAGCCUAUAGUUUGCUACAAGUUCCAUCAGAUUCCAAACAUCUCGAUAAAAUGCUUUAUGUCAUCAUGGGCUGCAUCUGUUGCAGCUUGUGUUGGGGUUCCCUUUGUAGUGUGCCAUCGAUUCCAAAAGAUCCAUUUUCUAGCGUACUCAGUUUCCAGUUUCUCACUUCAGUUGAUCGCCCUGGUUGUUGAAAUCAUUUUGCAUGCAAAGAAUCUGCUGAGGACAAGUGAGGAACUUGCGAACUGUACAAAGAUAAAUAAUCUGCUCGCCUUCAAUCURAAAAUCACCAAAGUGUUUCUUUUCCUUUUGAUUGCAUACUUCGCUUCAAUUGCACCAAUUUUGCUCUAUCCUUUCUUUGAUAUCCAACUGGGUUUACCAAGCGGUCAUUUCCAUAUUUUCCUUUACCAUCUGACCAGCUGCUUUCCCUGCCUAUUGAACCCUAUAUGCCUUUACUUCAUCAGUCAAAAGUUCCAAGACGAGUUAAGAUGCUUAUUCGGGAUGUCAAAGACCACGAAAAGUCCUAAAGAAUGCAAUCCUAUCGUACCUGAGGCUUUUUCUGCAAACAGAGGAUUCUUUGAACCACGUACUCCUACUUGGCGACAAGGAAACGAAUACUGGAAUCGUGAAGCUAUUUACGGAGAAUACCCCUCUGUAGCUCCACUUAAAGAAACUCCGAAGAAAAAAGAGAAUGGAAAAAAGAAAGACGUACGGUUUUCUGACAUUGUUGAGGAGGUCGAGCCCAUUUCCCCCGCACCUGUAUCUUUAAGAGCAUUCGGAGUAGGCCCGGGACUAUCGGCAUUAUCAAAUGAGCCAGGAGCACCAAGAUCGCCCAAGUUGCAACAUAAACCAAUCAAAAAUCAACAUCAAGCCAGUAAAGUAAAGGACCUUCCCAAAUCAACACAAGCCGACCAAUCAUUAGGUUCUCACAACAUCCCAAAUCAAUUAAUCAGCGCGCUUGAUCUGGGAACAAAGGAGAUGAAAUGGGGAGGCUCUUGGCCUCGCUCACAGACUUCCCCAUACAACAGCUUCGAUGAUAUUGACCUUUCGAGGCACGGACCGGCAAGUCUACUGCAGCAAAAUAAACAAUUCAAACGCAAUCUUAUAAAACGAAGUAGAUCAUGUUAUCACCCUCGUAGGAUUGAUAGUGAUGGCUUCGGCGUUGCAUCCUCCCAGAAUUCAGAAACAAAAGUUCGCAGAACAGUUUCAACGACGAAAACCACAACGGUACAGGUCCAAAUUGAUGUUCAUGAAAAGGAGGAAAUCAAAGAAACAUAUCUAUAGAUAUAAAAGAAAACGACAUCUUCCAUCGCAUAGGACCACAUGCAACGUAAAAACAUGACGUCAAUAGAAAUCGACGGUGUAAGUUUGGGUCGUUAUUGUAAAAUAAAAAUAAUACCAACUAAAAAUGUUUGUUGAA
This is a messenger RNA of Exaiptasia diaphana, 1768 nucleotides long. RefSeq lists its product as uncharacterized. The transcript has a single exon. Gene Ontology annotation, molecular function: G protein-coupled receptor activity; neuropeptide binding. Gene Ontology annotation, biological process: neuropeptide signaling pathway. Lineage: Eukaryota; Metazoa; Cnidaria; Anthozoa; Actiniaria; Aiptasiidae. Gene Ontology annotation, cellular component: neuron projection; membrane. The record is from RefSeq and is a predicted model, not a curated record. Bases 1 to 1632 code for a protein of 543 amino acids.